AUGCCAAUCUCGUCAAAUUACCCUCCAGUGGACAUCCCAGAUCUGGACCUCUGGACAUUCCUGUUUGAGCGCAAGGAUAGGCCAUAUCCAGAUAAUAAGGUCCUUUACCAAGAUGCCGACACCCAGCGACACUAUACCUACAAAGCCCUCAGAGAUGCCUCUCUAGAUUUCGGCAAGGGCCUAAAAGCCCUUUUCGACUGGCGCAAAGGCGACGUACUAGCCCUCUUCACCCCAAACACAAUCGACACCCCCGUGCUGAUGUGGGGAACACUCUGGGCAGGCGGGAUCAUCUCACCCGCAAACCCAGCCUACACGGUCGAUGAGCUGGCGUUCCAGCUCAAGAACUCUGGCGCCAAGGCCGUGGCUACACACGCCUCUGUGCUAUCUGUGGCGCUUGAAGCAGCGAAGAAAGUCGGCAUCGAUGCGGAGAAUGUCUUCCUUGUCGGUGAUGAGCGGGAUCCCAGUGCCCGUGUGAAGCAUUUCACGUCUGUGCGCAAUAUCUCUGGCGCUACUCGUUAUCGGAAGCAGAAGAUUGCGCCGGAGAAGGAUGUGGCGUUUUUGGUUUAUUCUUCGGGGACGACGGGUGUGCCUAAGGGUGUUAUGUUGUCUCAUCGGAAUAUCGUGGCCAAUAUUUUGCAGCAGUAUGUAGGUGAAGGGCAAAAGUUGAAUUGGGAUGGUGGGCAUGAUGGAAAGGGGGAUCGAGUUCUGGCCUUUUUGCCUUUUUAUCAUAUCUAUGGGUUGACCUGCUUGAUUACCCAGGCACUUUACAAGGGCUACCAUCUCAUCGUCAUGCAAAAGUUCGAGAUCGAGAAGUGGUGCGCUCAUGUGCAAAAUUACCGCUGCACAUUCAGCUACAUCGUCCCACCUGUUGUCUUGCUCUUGGGUAAGCACCCAGUUGUAGACAAGUACGACUUAUCAAGUAUGCGAAUGAUGAACUCUGGCGCUGCACCACUCACCCAGGAAUUGGUUGAAGCUGUGUACUCUCGCAUCAAGGUCGGUAUCAAGCAAGGCUAUGGACUGUCCGAAACUAGUCCGACCACCCACUCCCAGCAGUGGGAGGACUGGCGUGAGGCCAUUGGAUCUGUUGGACGUCUGAUGCCAAACAUGGAAGCCAAGUACAUGACCAUGCCGGAAGAUGGGUCUGCGCCAACCGAGGUUCCAGUUGGCAAGGUUGGUGAAUUGUACCUGAAGGGGCCCAAUGUCUUUUUGGGCUAUCACCAGAAUCUGGAGGCUACCAGAGGCUGUCUUUCUGAGGAUGGUUGGUUCCAGACUGGCGAUGUCGGUUACCAGGAUUCAAAGGGACACUUCUACAUUACCGACCGUGUUAAGGAGCUGAUCAAGUACAAGGGCUUCCAGGUUCCCCCUGCUGAGUUGGAGGGUAUUCUGGUUGACAAUGAUGCCAUUGACGACGUUGCUGUUAUUGGUAUUGAGAGUGACGCCCAUGGCUCAGAGGUGCCUAUGGCUUGUGUGGUGCGUAGCGCGAAGAGCAAGUCUUCUGGCACGACAGAGCAACAGGAAGCAACAAACAUCGCCAAGUGGCUGGACAGCAAGGUCGCGCAUCACAAGAAGCUGCGCGGCGGUGUGCAAUUUGUGGAUGAGAUCCCCAAGAACCCCAGUGGGAAGAUUCUCCGUCGUGUACUGAAGCUGAGGUUCAAGGAAUUGGCCAAGGCACCCAAGGCAAAGCUGUAA
Penicillium nucicola is the source of this 1689-nucleotide messenger RNA. Its product is annotated as acyl--CoA ligase. The transcript has 3 exons. Gene Ontology annotation, biological process: secondary metabolic process. Lineage: Eukaryota; Fungi; Ascomycota; Eurotiomycetes; Eurotiales; Aspergillaceae. The record is from RefSeq and is a predicted model, not a curated record. Bases 1 to 1689 code for a protein of 562 amino acids. Gene Ontology annotation, molecular function: CoA-ligase activity.